GCGCUGCUUUGCUUACCUUAUCCUAUCCUUCUCUCUCUCUCUCUCCUCUCUCUCUCUCUCUCUCUCUCUCUGAGACAAACAUACAGACUCACUCUCUGUGUCCCCAUCACAGCACUCUCUAAUCAAAUCACUAAAUUACGCUGGAGAAUAUGCCACUUCAGUACUUGUUCACGCUCUUCAAUCCCCACCCACUCUGCCAUGCCAUGUAAAAGCUCCUCUUUCAGCUAGCUCCUCAAAUCCAACACAACCCAAUCCAAUCCUAUCCUAUCCUUGUUCAUUUGUUAAAAAAGAAAAAUAUGAGAAAAACAUAAAUACAAAUUUCCAGCUGGUUUUCAACUAAGUACGUUAGAGCCACUAACCCUUUGGAUUUCUGUUUGGUUUUGCUGGUUGAUUAGUUGAAGGGUGGGCGGACUGACGGAGAUUUCAUUUUCUUUCAAGAGUUUUGGUUCCAAGAGAGAGAGACUGCAGUUCGAUACGUUCAAUUUCAAAGUCAUAGUUAUCAUCGCAUCGCUAAGGUUAUUAAUUAGAAGGAAGACAAAGCAGCAGCAGCCACAGUAUAGUAGUUAGUUUUGGUGGACAAUGGCUCCCAAGACUGGCAAGGCCAAGCCCCAUAAACCCAAGGGAGACAAGAAGAAAAAGGAGGAGAAAGUUUUGCCUACCGUAAUAGAGAUUAGCAUCGAAACACCAGAUGAGUUACAAGUAACUCUCAAGGGCAUCUCUACGGACAGGAUCCUGGACGUGAGAAAGCUGUUGGGAGUCCACGUGGAGACAUGUCAUUUGACCAAUUUCUCCUUAUCACACGAGGUGCGAGGACCCAAACUCAAAGAUUCGGUCGACAUCCUCUCCCUCAAGCCCUGCCACCUCACCAUCGUCGAAGAUGACUACACAGAAGAGCAAGCCGUGGCACACAUCCGGCGACUGAUGGACAUCGUCGCUUGCACGACAUCUUUUGGUUCGUCAUCCGCUUCUUCACCUAAAACGCCUGGCCGAUCAAACUCAAAGGGCGACGUACCGCAGCACCAAAACGACGACGGGCCCAAUGCAGAUGCAAGAGCCAAAGUUUCGGGUUCAAUUUCGAUCGUUGAUGCCGAGUCAGCUGCUGCCUCAACCGUGUCAAUGUAUCCUCCUCCAAAGCUCGGGCAGUUCUACGACUUCUUUUCCUUGUCUCACCUUACGCCUCCUCUCCACUACAUAAGAAGAUCUACGCGUCCGUUCCUUGAGGAUAAGACAGAAGACGACUUGUUUCAAAUGGACAUUCGGGUUUGUAGCGGGAAGCCGACGACAAUCGUGGCUUCCAGGAAAGGAUUCUACCCUGCUGGAAAACGAGCUCUAAUAGUUCACUCUUUGGUUGUUCUUCUUCAGCAAAUUAGUAGGCCAUUUGAUGUUGCAUACAACGCUGUUAUGAAGGCUUUCAUUGAGCACAAUAAAUUUGGAAACCUUCCCUACGGUUUUCGGGCAAACACAUGGGUUGUCCCUCCAAUUGCUGCUGAUAAACCGUCAGUUUUCCCAUCACUUCCUUUGGAAGACGAAAACUGGGGAGGAAGCGGAGGUGGUCAGGGAAGAGACGGUAAACAUGAUUACAGGCCAUGGGCAAAGGAGUUUGCCAUUCUAAAAGUAAUGCCUUGCUCAACAUCAGAGGAGAGGCAAGUGCGAGACCGCAAGGCUUUUUUGCUUCACAGUUUAUUUGUGGACGUCUCUGUUCUUAAAGCUGUUACAGCAAUUAAGCGUCUAGUUGAGACUAACCAUUGUGCCUUAAAUGAUCCCACUUUUUCACUUGUUCACGAGGAAAGUGUUGGAGAUUUAAUCAUUAAGGUGACCAGAAAUAUGCCCGAUGCAAGUAUAAAGGUAGACUGUAAAAACGAUGGCAGCCAAGUUCUUGGAAUUCCGCAAGAACAAGUUACUCAGAGAAACCUACUCAAAGGAAUAACAGCUGACGAAAGUGCAACUGUUCAUGAUACUGCUACACUAGGUGUUGUGGUUGUCAGACUUUGUGGGUUUACGGCUGUUGUGAGGGUUUCAAGUGAGGUGAAUUGGGAAGGAAAACCUGUUCCUAAGGACGUUGAAAUUGAGGACCAGCUUGAAGGUGGUGCUAAUGCUUUGAAUGUUAAUAGCUUGAGGCUGUUAUUGCAACAGUCCUCCCUGCCUCAAUCAUCAAAUGCGGUUAUACGUACAGAUUUUGAAAGUAUACUUACUACUAGAUCUCUCGUGAAGAAAGUACUUGAAGACAGUCUGUCAAGAUUGCAGGAUGGACCCACUAAUAAUACUAAGUCCAUUAGAUGGGAGCUAGGAGCAUGUUGGGUACAACAUUUGCAAAAUCAAGCUUCGGGAAAAACUGAAUCUAAAAAAACUGAACAAGCUAAGAUUGAGCCAGUUGUUAAGGGUCUUGGAAAGCAAGGGGGGUUACUAAAGGAAAUUAAAAAGAAAAUGGAUGUCAGGAGCAACAAAACUGACCAGCUGAAGGAUGUUGUUGGGGUUAACAACCUUGAUAUGAAUCAGAAUUUUGAUACCACUACUCAGGAGGAAUUAGAAAAGCGAGAUGUAGAAAAGGAAACUAUUUGGAGAAAGAUGCUUCCUGAAUCGUCAUAUUUGCGCCUCAAAGAAUCAGAAACUGGUCUUCACCUUCAGUCACCCGAUGAGUUGAUUGAAAUGGCACAUAAAUACUAUGUUGACACUGCACUUCCAAAACUGGUUGCAGAUUUUGGCUCCCUUGAACUUUCACCAGUCGAUGGAAGGACAUUGACAGAUUUUAUGCAUACUAGGGGUUUGCAAAUGUCUUCCCUAGGACGUGUGGUUGAACUUGCAGAUAAGCUUCCUCAUGUACAAUCACUUUGUAUCCAUGAGAUGGUUGUGCGAGCCUACAAACACAUACUCCAAGCAGUUGUAGCAGCAGUUGAUAAUAUUGCAGACUUGGCUGCAUCAAUAGCGGCAUGUUUAAAUAUAUUGCUAGGAACACCAUCAACUGAAAAUGGGGAUGUAGAUAUUACUUAUGAUGAUGCAUUAAAAUGGAAAUGGGUGGAAAGUUUCCUUUUGAAGAGGUUUGGGUGGCAAUGGAAACACGAAACUGUUAAGGAUCUAAGGAAGUUUGCCAUUCUCCGUGGAUUGUCCCACAAGGUUGGACUUGAGCUUGUUCCUAGGGACUACGAUAUGGACAAUGUAUCUCCUUUUCGGAAAUCAGAUAUAGUAAGCAUGGUCCCUGUAUAUAAGCACGUUGCAUGUUCAUCCGCGGAUGGGCGUACACUCUUAGAAUCGUCCAAGACUUUGUUGGAUAAAGGUAAACUGGAGGAAGCGGUUAAUUUUGGCACUAAGGCACUCUCAAAACUAGUGUCAGUAUGUGGGCCUUAUCAUCGAAUGACAGCGGGAGCAUAUAGUCUUCUUGCUGUAGUAUUGUACCACACUGGGGAUUUCAACCAGGCGACCAUCUAUCAGCAAAAGGCAUUGGAUAUCAACGAGAGGGAGCUUGGACUUGAUCAUCCUGAUACGAUGAAAAGUUAUGGGGAUUUGGCUGUUUUCUAUUACAGACUUCAACAUACAGAGUUGGCCCUCAAGUACGUCAAUCGUGCUUUGUAUCUUUUGCAUCUAACAUGUGGGCCGUCUCAUCCAAAUACGGCUGCCACCUAUAUUAACGUGGCAAUGAUGGAAGAAGGUUUGGGGAAUGUCCAUGUUGCUCUUAGGUAUCUCCAUGAAGCUCUAAAGUGCAAUCAAAGGCUACUUGGACCUGAUCAUAUACAGACCGCUGCUAGCUAUCAUGCCAUUGCUAUAGCACUCUCUUUGAUGGAAGCUUACACAUUAAGUGUUCAGCAUGAACAAACUACCUUACAGAUACUUCAAGCAAAACUUGGCUCUGAGGAUCUACGCACACAGGAUGCGGCUGCAUGGCUUGAGUAUUUCGAGUCUAAGGCUUUGGAGCAGCAAGAAGCUGCACGCAAUGGUACUCCAAAGCCAGAUGCCUCUAUCUCCAGCAAAGGACAUUUAAGUGUGUCAGACCUUUUGGAUUAUAUAACACCAGAUGCUGAUACGAAAGCGAGGGAUGCAAGAAAAGCUCGUGCAAAGGUUAAAGGAAAACCAGGAAAAAACGAGGCAAUAGUCUCAGAUGGAUACCAGAAGGAUGAAAUUUUGUUACCAAGUCAGCUUGUUGCCGAGAAUUCAGGUGAUAAAGAGAACCAGUCUGCACCUCCAUUUGCAGAGCCUAAGCAUGAGAAAGUUGAUUCAAGUCUACUGGAUCAAUCAAUAAUAUUCGAAAAAAAAGAUGAUGCAGCACAAGAUGACGCCUCAGAUGAAGGUUGGCACGAAGCAGUUCCUAAAGGUCGUUCACCCAUGGGUCGCAAAUCCUUUCUGUCAAGGAGACCAAGCCUCGAAAAACUGAAUACUAAUUUUGUGCAUGCAUCCCAAUUGUCACGAUACCAUGGAAAGCCUAAUAGGUUGACAUCUCCAAAAACAAGCCCAAUUGAGCCUGCUGCUUUUCCUGGACCUGCUCUUCCCGUCUCAAAAAAGUUUGUUAAGAGUGCAAGCUUCAGUCCUAAGCCAAGCAACUCUAGCAUGUCAGUUAGUGGAGGGACAGAGAAGCUCUCAAACCCAAGGUCAGCACCUUCUACUCCAGCUUCUAUUGAUAAAGUUACCAAGUCAUCUUCUUUGACAAAUCCAACCAGUGUUCAGUCAGCUGGAAAACUUUUCUCUUAUAAAGAAGUUGCGUUGGCUCCUCCUGGAACAAUUGUGAAGGCAGUGGCAGAGCAAUUACCAAAAGGAAAUGUUCCCAUUGUACAACUUUCUAAGGUUGGCCAGGAGAAAACUGCAACAGAUGUUACCGGUGAAGUGAUACUAGUUAAAGAUGUCGAGGAAGAGGAAAAGCAAAAACUUGUGGGAGAGAAAGUGGAUUUGGCUCUUGAGGAAAAUAGUAUUGAUGUAAAACAUACAAAAGUGCAGAACUCUGUGGCAAAGAAAUCUCUGGGAGUUGUAAAGCAUGCUAGUGCUGGAGUACAAGUGGAAACUGAGAUCAUAGAACUGAAAACCACUGCAUAUGAAGAAGGACAAGUUGAAAAUGCUGAAGUCAUGGUUUCAAACGUUGAGAUUUCUAUUACUUCCCAACCCCCAAACGCUACUCAAAAUGGACAAUUGCAAACUCAAGCGCUGGACAGUUCGACCAAGGUUUGCCCUGAUUCAGAACCUUCAUUUGUUUUAACUGAAAGCACAACUCACUUUAUGGAAGAAAAUUCUUCCCUUUCGGAAGCAAAGGUUGAAGAAGAUGGAAGUCCACAUGAUUUCUCUGAGGGUGGGAUAGUUAAGCAAGGGCCAACUGAUGGAGAAAAGUUAGAUGAACCAGAAACUAGAAAAGAGACCACCAAGAAACUUUCUGCAGCCGCACCACCAUUCAAUCCAUCCCUAAUACCAGUUUUUGGUUCAGUUCCAGUGGCAGGUUCCAAAGAUCAUGGAGGGAUUUUGCCCCCACCAGUAAAUAUUCCUCCUAUGCUUACGAUCAGUUCUGUUCGUAGAUCACCUCAUCAGUCAGCAACAGCAAGGGUUCCGUAUGGUCCACGAUUGGCUGGUGGAUAUAAUAGAUCUGGAAGUCGGGCUUCACGUAAUAAACAUGUCUUCCACAAUGGUGAGAACACAGGGGAUGGAAAUCACUUUAGUCCACCUAGAGUCAUGAACCCACAUGCGGCAGAGUUUGUACCUGGGCAACCUUGGAUUCCCAAUGGCUAUCCAGUAUCUCCUAGUGAUUUUUUGCCUUCCCCAAGUGGUUAUCCCAUGUCCCCAAAUGGAUAUCCAUUGUCGCCUAAUGAUAUUCCAGUGACUCAAAAUGCGUUCCCAACAUCUCCAAUUGGUUCAGAAGAGUCGUUAACAAUUAUAAAUGCUCCACUUGGUGUUGAAACAAAUAUUAAAGGUGAAGCAAAAGAGAAUAAUGAUAUGUCUUCAUUAGAAGUUGGAUGCGAGAUGCAAAAAAUUGAAGAAGAGUUGCAGAAAGAAGAGUAUGUUGAUAAUGUAGUCUCGCAUUCUAAUCUUGAAGAAAAGCCUAUUGAAACAUAUACGGUUGUUGAUAUUGAUGUAGCAAAAGAGAUCAGCAGCAAAUUAGUGGUUGAGGAAAAUCCAAGUAAAUGUUGGGGAGAUUAUAGUGACAAUGAAGCUGAGGUCAUACAAAUUUCUAGUUGAAGAGAUGGAUCGUCUGAAGAGAUUUUUCCCACGAAGCAUGUGGUAUAACUGACUGAAACCUGUCGACUGUGAAUACUUGUGAUACAGUUUUCUUUCUACAAAGUUGAAGGAUAAAUUUAAAUGGAACUGAGUUCGUAAGCUGAAAGGUGAAAGAAACAUGACAUGACUACGGAAGUGUUUGUUGAGUACGUAAUUCAGUAGUAGAUCAUAUUAAUCUUCCAGUUCAUUCAAUAAUUUCUUUUUCUUUUGAUUUAACCGUUGUCUGUUUUCAAUGGAAUCAACCCAUCGAAUGUGAAUCCUCAUGAUCGUGUAUUCCUUGGGUGAUGAUUGCUUUCAACUUGUAAGACAAUAAAGUUCAAAUUCUCUCAUGUAUUAAGAUUUUCCAGAUAUUCCAAAUUUUUCGUUUUGUACUCAA
Molecule: messenger RNA, 6559 nt
Organism: Pyrus x bretschneideri (Chinese white pear)
Lineage: Eukaryota; Viridiplantae; Streptophyta; Magnoliopsida; Rosales; Rosaceae
Product: protein REDUCED CHLOROPLAST COVERAGE 2-like
Exons: 22
Coding region: 580-6144 (1854 amino acids)
Biological process (GO): organelle organization
Cellular component (GO): cytoplasm
Molecular function (GO): protein binding
Source: RefSeq, a predicted model, not a curated record